AAUCAACUACUAAUGAAUCAAUUGACACACACAAGAAAUAUAUUUUGUGUUAUAUAAUUGAUUUUUAUAAAUUCCUAUUCAUUUUAUUUUAUCAAUAAAUAGGCAGAUAUAAGCAAGCAAUUGUGUUUGCUUUAUAACAUCUUUCAAUUUCCAUCCUUGAAAUAUUUUCAUUUAUUUUCACUGAUUAUUCUUUCUUUGGAAUUUUUGUUAUUGAGAAAGUUUUUUUUCAAUAAGAUAACUCAUAUUUCGAUUGAAGUAAAAUGGAUGGAAUUAAAAAGAAAAUGAUUGCCAUGAAGUUGGAGAAGGAGAAUGCUAUGGAAAGAGCUGUACAAUAUGAAGAGUUGCUUAAAAAGAAAGAAGAAGAACGUGAACGACGUGAAACUGAAAUCGGCGAGUUGAAUACAAAAAUGAAACAAGCACAAAUUGAUUGUGAUGAAAUACAAGAGACUUUACAAGAACAAAUGAAUAAACUUGAAGAGACUGAUAAACGAGCGACAAAUGCUGAAGCUGAAGUGGCCGCAAUGACUCGCAGAAUUCGUCUUCUGGAAGAAGAUCUUGAGGUUUCAUCCAGUCGACUUACUGAAACCCUGGCUAAGUUGGAAGAGGCAAGCAAAACUGCCGAAGAAAGUGAACGUGGACGAAAAGAUCUUGAAAUCCGUUCGAUUGCGGAUGACGAACGACUUAGUCAAUUGGAAGACCAGCAAAAGGAAGCUAAGUACAUUGCAGAGGAUGCAGAUCGUAAAUACGAUGAGGCUGCACGUAAAUUGGCUAUUGCUGAAGUCGAUUUCGAACGUGCUGAAGCUCGUCUUGAAGCUGCAGAAAGCAAAAUAGUAGAAUUGGAAGAAGAACUACGCGUUGUUGGUAAUAAUAUGAAAGCUCUUGAAAUCUCUGAACAAGAGUCAGCUCAACGUGAAGAAAGCUAUGAAGAGACAAUCCGAGAUUUAACAGAACGAUUGAAGGCUGCUGAACAACGAGCUGCUGAAGCUGAACGUCAAGUGUCUAAAUUACAAAAUGAGGUUGAUCAUUUGGAAGAUGAUCUGUUGGCUGAGAAAGAAAGAUACAAAGCUCUCAGUGGUGAACUGGAUCAAACCUUUGCUGAACUCACUGGCUACUAAUAUCAGACAUCAGGAUAUUCGUUAUUUUUAUCUGCACAGAGACCAUAAAGAUACUACUAUCCCGUUCAAACUAACUUUAUUAACAAUAUGUUUCUUUGAACCCGUGCUCUAGAGAGUGCUAAAUAAUAUGUUAUUCAUUCUAAGGCAUUUCACCUCUUUCAAAUAUGCUUAUGCUGUUUCCUAAUAUUUCCCCUUUUCCUUACACCUAGGCGUUUAUAGCAGCCUAACUGAACAAUUCUAUAAUUUAAAGAAUUAAUAAAAUUCUUUUAUC
Heterobilharzia americana is the source of this 1386-nucleotide messenger RNA. Lineage: Eukaryota; Metazoa; Platyhelminthes; Trematoda; Strigeidida; Schistosomatidae. The record is from the annotation of a GenBank genome assembly.